AUGUCGUUGAGAGAGAUAGUCCGCGAGAAUAGCGGCCAUACGACUGCUGAACCAAAGAAGCUCUUCAAAAUGCCUUUUGAUAUUAGUAUGAGGGGCGAUGCGAUGUCAAGGAGUCUUCGGAAGAGCAAUACGUCGAAACUUCCGACACCCCAAGAUGCGGCACCAAUAGUAGCAAAGGAAGAAGAAGCAGCAGUGGAGAAAGCAAAGAUUCUUGUGGCCAUGGUCUUGUUUUUGUCAGCUGUAUGCGUUGGUGUGGGAAUGUACAUGAUUGGAGUGGAACAAGAUGAACAAAAUUUUGAAAACCUGUUUGCAGGAUAUGCUUCUGAAGUUUCCACCGUCUCGCAACAAAAGAUUGAUCAGCUCCUCCGAUCGUUGGACUCCUUUGCAUUCUCCAUCUCGUCGCAGGCCGAGUCCGAAUUGAAACUUUCCAACCAGAGAUGGCCAUUUUACGCAGUAUCAGAAUGGUCUCAAAAGGUAGAAAAAUUUGCCGAUUCUGCAGCGUCAAAGGAUCCACACGUGAUGCUAGCACCAGUUGUACAACAAACGGACCGAACGGAAUGGGCAAAUUACAUGCAAGAUAACAUCAUGACAUGGGUUCAAGAGUCCAUCUCGAAUGAAGAUUUCGAUGGGCAAUAUACUACGGGUACAAUUAUGAACAGCACAGUUCCAUUUAUUUAUGAGCUUGAUGCUGCCAAUGGAUACCAGCCCACGGCAAUCCGACACUCGGGUGAAGCAUUGCCGAUUUGGCAGACGUAUCCAUUGAAAUCCGACCCAACAGUUCCUUACAUUAGCGCGGGGCUGGAUUCUCUGUCUACCGCAGAGAUUGAGGAUCUAUAUCGCGUGACAAAGCAAGUUUCAGGUCCCGCCAUUGGCAUGACCAACAUCACUUUGGAAUCAGGAGUCACUGUGCCGGCCAGUCACAUCAUGCAACCAAUCUACGAUACAACCCAUAACAGUGGCAUUGCAAAGGAGAUGACAGCGGUUGUAGUCUACCGGAUAGACUGGUCGAGCUACUUUGAAGAUCUUCUUGUGGAUGCGAAAGGCAUUAUUCUCGUUCUAAAAUCUUCUUGUGCCAACAGAAGCUCCACUAUCUUCUCCAUGAAGAUGGAUGGUUCUGCCACCACCGCCAUUCUUGGUGACUUGUCGGACUUGCACAGUCAGAGUUAUGAUCAUCUCGAACAUAUCGAGACCCUCAUCGAUCCUGACAUUGAUGAAUCACAAGUUCCUGAUGGGGUCUGCGUCCCACGUUUGACGAUGCAUCUGUACCCCACACAGGAAUUUUACGAUUCCAUCGAGACUUAUGUUACCCCAUUCGAGAAGGCAUCAAUCAUUUUUGCGGUCUUUGGUUUACCAGCCUUUGUCUUUUUCCUUUAUGACUAUCUCGUUGGAAGACGUCAACGAGAAUUCAUGGAUCGGAUCGCAAUCCAAGAGAUGAUUGUUUCGAAUGUUUUUCCCAAAGCCGUUAGAGAGCGGAUCUAUGGCCAAAAUAAUCCUCAUCAGAGAGAAUCCAAUCUCGAUGGUACUGCAAUCGAAUCCAUUAAUUCGGAAAGAGAAGAUGUUGCACCCAUGGCGGAACUGUUUCCAAGCACUACCAUUGUCUUUGCUGAUAUCGCAGGCUUUACUGCUUGGGCAUCUACUCGGGAGCCACAGCAAGUCUUUAUUCUUUUGGAAACAAUCUUUGGGGCCUUUGACACCAUGGCAUCGCAGCAUGGAGUUUUCAAGGUAGAAACAGUCGGGGAUUGUUAUGUCGGAGCAGCCGGAUUGGAAUUGGGGGACAUGGUUCCAUCGGCGGAUCAUGCAAGCGCCGCUUGUUUCUUCGCCAAUGAUGCUGUUGAGAAGAUGGGGGAACUAACCAAAAGGUUGGAAGUCACUCUUGGACCUGAUACGGCGGACUUGGAUCUUCGAGUUGGAAUUCAUAGUGGCCAAGUCACUGCAGGAGUCUUGCGAGGAGAACGAAGCCGCUUCCAACUAUUUGGUGACACAAUGAACACGGCAGCUCGCAUGGAGAGUAGCGGGGAACGGAAUCGAAUCCAACUGUCGCAAGCUACUGUUGAUUUGCUGACCCAGUCGGGUCAUUCUCAUUGGUUCAUUUCGAGAGGAAACAAGAUCUUUCUCAAGGGUAAGGGAAACAUGCAGACCUAUUGGCUGCGCCGCAGUGCGGUACAACGUUCCAAAAGGUAUGAGAGCUCGGAUGAGUUUUCCGUCCUCGACGAAAUGGACGAACUCGAUGACGAUGAUGCUGCUGCUGGAAGGUCCACCACUGACCUCAAACUUGAAAAUAUUGCCGAUGGCAUGAACAAAAUGGAACGUCUGGUCGAAUGGAAUGUCGAAGUCUUGACGUCGCUUUUACAGCAAAUCAUUGCCUCGCGAAGGGGUGAGGUCAAGUCGAUUGAACCCUUGGCCAAUCUGGAAAAGACCGUCGGAUCAGGAGCUACCAUUUUGGAAGAGUUCGUUCCCAUUAUUCCUUUGAAACGAUUCGGCGAACGAGAAUUGAGAAAACGUCGUCCGGCACAUACCAUUGAUAUUGGAGAAGAAGCAAAGUCUCAAUUACGGAGCUUCUUGACCAUCAUUGCCGGACUGUACAAGGACAAUCCAUUCCACAACUUUGAGCAUGCCUCUCAUGUCACUGCCUCGGUCAAGAAACUACUGAAACGUAUCGUCACUGUGGACGAAGGGAAUGGGUUGAGCGGUAGCAGCAACCAUUCUUCCAGCUUGGACCUUGUGGAUUUGGCCGGACAUUCGUAUGGCAUCACCUCGGAUCCACUGACCCAAUUUGCGGUGGUCUUUUCCGCCAUUAUUCACGAUGUGGACCAUCCUGGAGUGCCUAAUACGCAAUUGGUAAAAGAAAAAACAAGGAGUGCCCAGAUCUACCAAAAGUCCAUUGCCGAACAAAACAGUGUGGAACUCUCGUGGGACAUGUUAAUGGGGGAUGAAUUCAGAACCCUGAGAGCUUGCAUUUACCAGACGGGUGACGAAUUGAAACGAUUCCGUCAAUUGGUAGUGAACACCGUCAUGGCUACCGAUGUGGUGGACAAGGAACUCCAAGAAUUGCGAAAAUCGAGAUGGGAAAAGGCAUUUUCGUCCGAGUGUAUCUCCAUAGUAGACAGCAGCGACGACGAUGAUGAUGACGACAAUAAUAAUGACGAUGACAAUAAUGAUAAGAGUGAAGAUCGCAAGGCCACCAUUGUUAUUGAGCAUCUGAUCCAAGCAUCGGAUGUGAGCCAUACCAUGCAACAUUGGUACGUCUACAAGACUUGGAACGAAAAGUUCUUCCAGGAGUGUUACGGCGCCUACAUGGCGGGGCGUGGCGAGACCGACCCAAGCAUCAAUUGGUACAAGGGUGAGAUUGGCUUUUUCGAAUUUUAUGUGAUUCCAUUGGCCAAGAAACUGGACAGCUGUGGUGUCUUUGGAGUUUCCAGCCAUGAAUAUUUGAAUUAUGCCAUUGGGAAUCGAGAGGAAUGGGUUCGCGAAGGAGAGAAUCUGGUACAAGAAUGGAAAGAAAAAUAUGGCGGAGGGGAAGACGAAGAAGAUACAGAGGACGUGACUGUUGUUUGUUGA
Messenger RNA from Cylindrotheca closterium, 3558 nucleotides. The record is from the annotation of a GenBank genome assembly. NCBI's taxonomy places the organism in Eukaryota, Bacillariophyta, Bacillariophyceae, Bacillariales, Bacillariaceae.